Messenger RNA from Porites evermanni, 5301 nucleotides. NCBI's taxonomy places the organism in Eukaryota, Metazoa, Cnidaria, Anthozoa, Scleractinia, Poritidae. The record is from the annotation of a GenBank genome assembly.
AUGCCUUGUAUAGCCAACUAUAGCCAUGUAUUACUAUGUAUUACCAUGUAUCGCCAUAUAUUACCAUGUAUAGCCAUGUAUACUCAUGUAAUGCCAUGUAUUACCAUAUAUAGCCAUGUAUUACCAUGUAUAGCCAUGUAUUGCCAUGUAUUACCAUGCAUAGCCAUGUAUUACCAUGUAUACUCAUCAAUAGCCAUGUAUUGCCAUGUAUUACCAUGUAUUGCCAUGUAUGACAUGUAUAGCCAUGUACAGCCAUGUAUAGCCAUGUAUUACCAUGUAUUGCUAUGUAUUACCAUGUAUCACCAUGUAUUACCAUGUAUAGCCAUGUAUACCCAUGUAAUGCCAUGUAUUGCCAUGUAUUACGAUGUAUAGCCAUCUAUAGCCAUCUAUAGCCAUGUAUAGCGAUGUAAUGCCAUAUAUUGCCAUGUAUUACCAUGUAUAGCCAUGUAUUUAAGCAAUAGACCACACUUUCUAUGAGUUUACCGGCGCGAUAACCCACGCAGGAUGUUGGGAGAACACGGUACGAGAAAAGCUUGUAAAUCACGAGCCGAAGGCGAGUGAUUUACAAGCUUUUUGAGUGUUCUCCCAACAUCCCAAGUGGGCUAUCACGCCGGUAAACCCGUAGAAAGUGUGGUCUAUUGCUUUUAUAAAAUAACUUCUAGUAGAAUGGAGUGUUUUAGGUAAAACAUAUGGUUCUAGUACCGGGAUCAAGUCACGUCUUCCCUCUUAAGUCAUCAUAAGCCAAUCAUGACUCACGAUUUAAUAGCGUUGAACUUUCUCAAAACACAGUUCAGUCAAAUAACAAACGACAGCACUUCAAAACACGAGUUUUUGCACUCAUUACAUGAUAACUUAUGAAAGCUGUUUUACAGGAAAAGUCAACACAUAUUCAUGCGAACAUAUAAUGAAAGAAUACGUUCAUGGUUUGUUUACUACAGAGGUAGAAAUUAAUUGAACAUCAGACUGUACGCAGCUGUAUUUUGUUGAGUCGAUCCGUAAGAAUUUCAUUGUUACAGACGGAACUGACAGCUAUUGUAAUGGAGGACUUCAUUCACUUUUUACAAGCUGCAGUGGUUUGAGAUCUGUUUUCUGGACUAUUAUGAUCAAGAAAUGCUGGGGUAACGACGUGGCUGCAUUUGCGAAGUUGUCGCAUGUAACUUUAUAUGCACGUACAGCGACCGAUAGAAAUAUGUCAGUGGUGGAGAAAGGUUUCUUUGCCGUAGCCACAUAUUGGCGUAAAUAUUUGUCGAUUCGUGAAGUCAGGUGGUUUGAGGUAGGUUAUGGCAUCGAUAUCACCGAAUAAUUUGUGCAAAUGUUGGAAAAAACCGGCGCGAAACUCUGACAUCUUUCAUCAUCGUUGGCAGCUUGUUUACAACCUACAGCGGCAGAUUUUGUACCAUAUCUUGAUCAGAGAUCUCUUUUUGGAACAAUUUCUUUCAUUAAGGAAUUUAAUUUUGACAUAAAAUAAAUCAAGAAUGCUAAAACUAUCCGUUUUGUUGCUGGUUGGCACAUGGUUGAGUUUUCCUAGAGACUUUCUACACCAGAAAUUCACACAGUUGUUGUCUUUCUCUGCGAUUAGCAUCGUCGUGAAAUGUAAACUGCUUUCCAGCUUUGUACUUUAUAACUUCUAAAGCUAUGGCAGUAGCGAAUUGUGAGGCUCAGUUAUAAAAUGUGGAAACCAACGCUUUUAAUAUUAAGAAGGGUUGGGUAAGUAACUUGUUCUAUUUUUUAGCCUUUCUAACAUCGUUGUUUGCAGAUCAAUAGCCGGUUUUGUUUAUGGUUCGUGGUCCGGAUGCCUUUUUCUAUGGGUUUACCGGUAUAAUAAACCAUAGGUUUAUGACCAAUCAGAUCACGCGUACUAUCUCAGUUACUUUAUAAAGCCAUGUAUAGCCAUGUAAUCCCAUGUAUAGCCAUGUAUACCCAUGUAAUGCCAUGUAUAGCCAUGUAUUACCAUGUAUUACUUUGUAUUACCAUGUAUCGCCAUGUAUUACCAUGUAUAGCCAUGUACUGCCAUGUAUCGCUUUGUAUUACCACGUGCUGCCAUGCAUCGCCAUGUAUUACCAUGUAUAGCCAUGUAUACUCAUGUAAUGCCAUGUAUUACCAUGUAUAGCCAUUUAUUACCAUGUAUAGCCAUGUAUUGCCAUGUAUUACCAUGCAUAGCCAUGUAUUACCAUGUAUACUCAUCAAUAGCCAUGUAUUGCCAUGUAUUACCAUGUAUAGCCAUGUACAGCCAUGUAUAGCCAUGUAUUACUAUGUAUUACUAUGUAUUACCAUGUAUCGCCAUGUAUUACCAUGUAGAUCCAUGUGUAGCCAUGUAUAGCCAUGUAUUGCCAUGUAUUGCUAUGUAUUACCAUGUAUUACCAUGUAUUACCAUGUAUAGCCAUGUAUACCCAUGUAUACCCAUGUAAUGCCAUGUAUUGCCAUGUAUUACGAUGUAUAGCCAUCUAUAGCCAUCUAUAGCCAUGUAUAGCCAUUUAAUGCCAUAUAUUGCCAUGUAUUACCAUGUAUAGCCAUGUAUAGCCAUGUAAUCCCAUGUAUAGCCAUGUAUACCCAUGUUAUGCCAUGUAUAGCCAUGUAUUACCAUGUAUUACUUUGUAUUACCAUGUAUCGCCAUGUAUUACCAUGUAUAGCCAUGUACUGCCAUGUAUCGCUAUGUAUUACCAUGUGCUGCCAUGCAUCGCCAUGUAUUACCAUAUAUUGCCAUGUUUACCAUGUAUUCGAUGUAUUGCCAUGUAUCGCAAUGUAUUACCAUGUGCUGCCAUGUAUUGCCAUGUAUUAAAAUGUAUUGCCAUGUAUUGCCAUGUAUUGCCAUGUAUUGCUAUGUAUAGCCAUGUAUUACCAUGUACUGUCAUGUAAAAGCAUGUAUUUCCAUGUACUGCAAUGUAUUGCCAUGUAUUACCAUGUAUUGCCAUGUAUAGCCAUGUAAUGCUAUGUAUAGCCAUGUAUUACCAUGAAAUGCCACGCAUUACCAUGUAUUACCAUGUAUUGCGCUGUAUUGCCAUGUAUCGCAAUGUAUUACCAUGUGCUGCCAUGUAUUGCCAUGUAUUGCCAUGUAUUACAAUGUAUUGCCAUGUAUUACCAUGUCUCACCAUGUAUUACUAUGUAUUACCAUGCAUUGCCAUGUAUUACCAUGUAUUACCAUGUAUUACCAUGUAUCACCAUGUAUUGCCAUGUAUAGCCAUGUAUAGCCAUGUAAUGCUAUGUAUAGCCAUGUAUUAGCAUGUAAUGCCAUGCAUUACCAUGUAUUAUUACGUAUUACCAUGUAUUACCAUGUAUUAUUAUGUAUCACCAUGUAUUGCCAUGUAUUACCAUGUAUCGCCAUGUAUUGCCAUGUAUAGCCACGUAAUGCCAUGGAUUACCAUGUACUGCCAUGUAUAGCCAUGUAUUGCCAUGUACUGCCAUGUAUACCCCUGUAUUGCCGUGUAUUGCCAUGUAAAGCCAUGUAGUGCCAUUUAUUGCCAUGUAUUGCCAUAUAUUACCAUGUAUUGCCAUGUAUUACCAUGUUUUGCGAUGUAUUGCCAUGUAUCGCCAUGUAUUACUUUGUGCUGCCAGGUAUCGCCAUGUACUACCGUGUAUUGUCAUGUAUUACCAUGUUUUGCGAUGUAGUGCUAUGUAUUGCCAUGUAUUACCAUGUGCUGCCAUAUAUUGCCAUGUAAUGCCAUGUAUUGCCAUGUAUUGCCAUGUAUAACCAUGUAUUACCAUGUACUGCCAUUUAUAUAGGCAUGUCUUACCAUGUAUUGCCUUGUCUUUCCAUGUAUUGCCAUGUAUUGCCAAUUACUGUCAUGUAUCGCCAUCUAUUACCAUGUAUUGCCAUGUAUGCCCAUGUACUGCCAUGUAUUAUCAUGUAUUUCCAUGCAUUACCAUGUAUUCAUGCCAUGAAUAAUCGGAUGGGUUUAUAAAUUGAGGUCUUCGUUUCUGAAUUUUACGGUAUUGUGCUAACUUGAGACUAUAGAAAAUACUAUUUUCAGAUUUCAGAUUUAUUUCUGCAAUCUUGCAUACUGUGAAUUUACGGGCGAGUCAGUGAUGAAAUUUUUGCCGGCUUAGUUGUCCUGAAUUUUUUAAUAAAUUUUAUGCCUUUAAAAUUGUUAUAAAUCUUUUCAAAUAAAGAGGUUCUGAAUGGAUGUUUUCUUGAAAUAUUCACUGUUCUUUACGCAUGUACGAAUGCCGAUUUGAAUUUAACACUGUAAGAGGGAACUACUAAGGGACUCAUUUUUCAACUGAAUAAUCAAUUUAUUAAUAGAAUCUAGGGAGGUAUGUUUAAAAUGUCCAGACUGUGACAAUAGCGUAUCUGAUUCAUUGGUCCUGGUGGUGGACUUAACCCUCCCCUCAGAGCCAUCCUCUCCACGCAUUUAUUUAUGUUUUCAUCGAGUCACUUUCAGUCAGUACAGGAAUUGAUAGUUCUGCAACGUGCGGAAAAAUUGACGUUUUCGAAACGCCAACAUCGGCUAAAAAAAAGAUAUAUAUAUGUAUAGUAUAUGGCCUCGAUCGUCAUGAGUUCUCAGUAGUUCAAAGUGGAUAGAGAGCGCCCGCCUUGUGUAUGGGAGGUCGUAUGUAUGCAUCUUGUUGGGGACUCAGAUGUUUUCUUUGUUCCACGCUAGUGACACGCUGAUUAUUUCAUUUUUACAUAAUUUCAAAUGUUAGAAAAUAAUAAAAAAAUAUCCGCUUUUUUUCAUUACCAAUCUAAUAAUCUAAAGUCUCUGCCCUUUCUGCACCUGAUCUCAUAGACAACAGAAGUUUACUUCAAGGGCUUCAAAAGGUCAUGGUUCGAGGUGUUUAAAUUGGUGGAUUUCGAUCCGUUGGUGUGUUUCUGUGUUUCAAUGAAGGUUCGUUGAUUUUAAACUUUAAUUUUCGCGUUUUCUCACGUGUUCUAUUUUUUUAGAUUCCCUAACUGAAAUUCAAGGAUUUUGACAACGCAAGUCCCUUGUUAGUAAUACAUGGCAAUAUAUGGCAAUACAUGGCUAUACAUGGUAGUACAUAGUAAUACAUGGUAAUACAAGGCGAUACAUAGCAGCACAUGGUAAUACAUGACGAUACAAUGCAAAAAAUGGUAAUACAUAGUAAUACGUGGCAAUAAAUAGCAAUACAUGGCUAUACAUAGCAGUAUAUGGUAAUACAUGGCAAUACAUUGUAAUACAAGGCAAUACAUGGUAAUACAUAGUAAUACCUGGCAAUACAUGGCAAUACAUGGCUAUACAUGGUAAUACAUGGCAAUACAUGGUAACACGUAGUAAUACAUGGCAAUACAUGGAAAUACAUGCCUAUAAAUGGCAGUACAUGGUAAUACAUGGCUAUACAUGGUAA